Messenger RNA from Drosophila obscura, 4354 nucleotides. Its product is annotated as probable multidrug resistance-associated protein lethal(2)03659. NCBI's taxonomy places the organism in Eukaryota, Metazoa, Arthropoda, Insecta, Diptera, Drosophilidae. Gene Ontology annotation, molecular function: ABC-type transporter activity; ATP binding; ATP hydrolysis activity. Gene Ontology annotation, cellular component: membrane. The record is from RefSeq and is a predicted model, not a curated record. Gene Ontology annotation, biological process: transmembrane transport.
GAAAACCCACACAUAUUGUGUUUUGUUGCCAGCUUAAAGUAAAGAAGAUUAUCUCUGAGAUAACGACGUCAUAUAGGUGAGAAAUAUUCCGUGUACUUUAUCGCUCUUUUGAAGUGUGUCUGGUCCAGAACAAGUUGAAAAGCGAAGCCAUACAGACGCUUUUAUCUGAAGUUUUCUUUUGCGAUUCAUGCAUGGAAAGUUUUGAAGUUAAUUUUCGAAGUAAAACCAGAAUCGGGAGAUACUAAAUAAAUCCAUAAAGUUGAAUGAGAGGACCUGUGUGAUAUUUUCAGUAAUUUCCAAAAAAAAAUAAUUAUAUAGACUAUGCAGGCCGAUAAACUCCCACCGAAUCCUCGUGAAUCGGCAGGACUAUUGUCCUCGCUUAUGUUUUGCUUUGCUCUGCCCAUUCUCUUCAAGGGCCGCAAAAAGACCCUUCAACCCACGGAUCUCUAUCAGGCCCUCAAAGGACACAGAGCGGAUAGUCUGGGCGACAGAUUCUUCGAGACAUGGCAGGCCGAAGUGGAAGCGUGUCGCCGUGGGAGGCCCAACCAAGAGCCGAGCAUCAUCAAAGUGAUCCUUCGCGUAUUCGGCUGGCAAUUGCUGGGCUCCGGUCUGAUCAUUGGAGUCCUGGAACUUGGAACCAGGGCCACUGCACCCCUAUUGCUGGGCGCAUUGAUAUCGGAGUUUACGGCCCAUGGAAAUGGCGAUGGACUGAGAGCACAGCUCUAUGGAAUCGGCCUGAUAAUCACCACCUUGACCAGCGUCCUCUUGACUCACCCUUAUAUGAUGGGCAUGAUGCACCUGGCCUUGAAGAUGAGGGUAGCCGUGGGCAGUGCCAUCUAUCGCAAGGCCUUGCGCCUGAGUCGCACUGCUCUGGGGGAUACCACAACCGGCCAGGUGGUUAAUCUGAUAUCCAACGAUUUGGGUCGCUUCGAUAGGGCUUUGAUACACUUCCACUUUCUGUGGCUGGGACCGCUGGAGCUGCUGGUUGCCUCCUAUUUUCUGUACCAGCAGAUUGGCCUGGCCUCGCUCUAUGGGAUCGGCAUACUCCUGCUCUAUCUGCCGGUGCAGACCUAUUUGAGCAGACUGACCUCCGUGCUGCGUCUUCAGACCGCUUUGCGAACGGACCAGCGGGUGCGAAUGAUGAACGAGAUCAUAUCCGGCAUACAGGUGAUCAAGAUGUACACCUGGGAGCGGCCCUUUGGCAAGGCGAUCGAGCAGCUGCGCCGCAGCGAGAUGAGCUCCAUUCGCAAGGUGAACUACAUCCGCGGCACUCUGCUGUCCUUCGAGAUUACUCUCGGGCGGUGUGCAAUCUUUGUGAGCCUCUUGGGCUACGUCCUGAUGGGUGGAGAGCUCACGGCGGAGAAGGCCUUUGUGGUCACGGCUUUCUACAACAUCCUGAGGCGUACUGUCAGCAAGUUCUUUCCCAGCGGCAUGUCCCAGUUUGCCGAGCUGAUGGUCACAUUGCGUCGAAUCCAAGCAUUCCUGAUGCGCGACGAGACGAAGUCAGUGCUUCAGGGCGAUGCCAAGGAGAAGCCCACCGAAGUUAUGGUCGAAAUUGAGACUCUGACCGCACGCUGGAGCCCAGAGCACAAUGAACCGGUGCUGGACAAGAUCAGCAUGAGCCUGAAGCGUCCGCAACUGGUGGCCGUCAUUGGUCCCGUGGGCUCGGGGAAAUCCAGCCUCAUCCAGGCUAUACUCGGCGAGCUGCCGCCCGAGUCUGGUGGCGUGAAACUCCAGGGCAGAGUGUCCUAUGCCUCGCAGGAGCCCUGGCUCUUUAACGCCUCCCUGCGGGACAACAUCUUGUUCGGCCUGCCAAUGGACAAGCAUCGUUACCGUCGUGUGGUCCAAAAGUGUGCCCUGGAGCGCGACUUCGAGCUGCUGCAGGGCGAUCAGACAAUGGUGGGCGAGCGUGGAGCCUCCCUCUCAGGCGGCCAGCGGGCGAGGAUCAGUCUGGCCAGAGCCGUGUACCGCAGGGCGGAUAUCUACCUGCUGGACGAUCCGCUCAGCGCCGUGGACACGCACGUGGGUCGCCAUCUGUUUGAGGAGUGCAUGCGUGGCUUCCUCAAGCAUCAGCUGGUCAUUCUGGUGACCCAUCAGCUGCAGUUCCUGGAACAGGCCGAUCUGAUUGUGAUUAUGGACAAAGGCAGGAUCACAGACAUUGGCAGCUAUGAGGAGAUGCUGAAGAGCGGUCAGGACUUUGCCCAGCUCCUGGCCAAGAGCACUCGCAAUGCGGAUGGAGACCACAGUGAGGCGGCAGCUGGCGAUGGCAAGUCCGCCUAUUCCCGUCAAAGCAGCUGCCAGAGCAGGACGAGUGUCAGCUCUGUAGACUCCGGUGGAGCGGACUCACUCAACGAGGAGGUGCCAGCAGUCCUGCCCGUGCAGGAGUCACGUUCCAGCGGUAAUAUCGGUCUUGACAUGUACCGAAAAUACUUUGGCGCUGGCUCUGGCUGGAUCCUGUUCGCUCUGGUCGUGUUCUUUUGCCUGGGCACACAGCUGCUGGCUUCCGGUGGCGAUUACUUCCUCUCCUACUGGGUUAAGACGAGCAACAACCAAUCUUCUCCGGUGGACAUUUACUACUUCAGUGCCAUCAAUGUGGCCCUCGUGAUCUUUGCCCUGCUCCGGACUCUUCUCUUCUUCAGCAUGGCCAUGCACUCGUCCACUCAACUGCACAACUCCAUGUUCCAGGGGGUGUCCCGCACGGCUCUGUACUUCUUCCACUCGAAUCCCUCGGGUCGCAUACUCAACCGCUUUGCCAUGGACCUGGGCCAGGUGGAUGAGGUGCUGCCCGCCGUCAUGCUGGACUGCGUACAGAUCUUCCUCACCAUAGCCGGCAUUAUCUGUGUGCUGUGCAUCACCAAUCCCUGGUAUUUGCUCAACACGUUCCUCAUGUUCCUGGCCUCCCACUUCCUCAGGCGCUUCUACCUGAGCACUUCGCGGGAUGUGAAGCGCCUGGAGGCGGUGGCCAGAUCGCCCAUGUACUCCCACUUCAGUGCCACCCUGAAUGGUCUGCCCACGAUACGCGCCCUGGGUGGCCAGAGACUGUUGAUUGGGGAGUACGACAACUACCAGGAUCUGCACAGUUCCGGCUACUAUACGUUCCUCUCCACCAGUCGGGCCUUCGGCUACUAUCUGGAUCUGUUCUGCGUGGCCUAUGUGAUAUCCGUAACGCUGACGAGCUACUUUGAUCCCCCACUCGGUAGUCCCGGACAAAUUGGAUUGGCCAUCACUCAGGCCAUGUCCAUGACUGGCACCGUUCAGUGGGGCAUGCGGCAGUCUGCCGAGCUGGAGAACUCCAUGACCUCCGUGGAGCGGGUGGUUGAGUACAGAAACCUCCAACCGGAGGGACAGCUCGAGUCCCCUGCUGACAAGCAGCCGGCGAACAGUUGGCCCAAAGAUGGAAAAAUUGUGGCAGAUGAUUUGAGUCUAAGGUACAGUCCCGAUCCGAAAACGGAUCGGGUACUGAACUCGCUGAGCUUUGUGAUCCAGCCCCGCGAGAAGAUCGGCAUAGUGGGACGCACGGGUGCGGGAAAAUCCACGCUGAUUAAUGCACUCUUCCGAUUGUCCUACACCGAUGGCACCAUGUUGAUCGAUGGUCAGGACACGGCAGAGAUUGGUCUGCACGAUCUGCGCAGCAAGAUCUCGAUUAUUCCACAGGAACCGGUGCUCUUUUCCGGCACCCUGCGCUACAAUCUGGAUCCAUUCGAGCAGUAUACGGAUGAGAAGCUCUGGCAGGUCCUAGAGGAGGUUCAUUUGAAGGAGGAAGUCUCAGACAUGGCCACUGGCCUGCAGAGCCUCAUCUCCGAGGGUGGAACCAACUAUAGCGUUGGUCAGCGUCAGUUGGUCUGCCUGGCACGUGCCAUUCUACGGGAAAACCGCAUCCUAGUCAUGGACGAGGCCACGGCGAAUGUGGAUCCCCAGACCGAUGCCCUCAUCCAGUCCACCAUUCGCAGAAAGUUCAGGGACUGCACUGUCCUGACCAUAGCCCAUCGCCUGAAUACCAUUAUUGAUUCGGAUAGGGUGAUGGUAUUGGAUGCCGGCAAUCUGGUGGAGUUCGGCACUCCACACGAACUUCUAAUGCAGUCCGAGAGUAGAAUCUUCUAUGGCAUGGUCAUGGAGACGGGCGGGGCGAGCUUCGAUCAUCUUCUGAAGAUUGCACAGUCUGUCCACGAGAGCAAAUCGCACCGAAACCAGAAUGAAUCAUGAGGAGAGCAAAAAAGUAAAGUUAUUAGAGAAAAACUGUGUAUUCUUCCUUCUCAACAGCUGUUUAUAAAAUACUGGAGCCCGCUCCUGCUACUGCACCACCUUUCGUGGAGUAAUAAAGUUAUAAAUUAGUCCAACAUUUUCACAAAAAUAU